Molecule: messenger RNA, 1653 nt
Organism: Penicillium vulpinum
Lineage: Eukaryota; Fungi; Ascomycota; Eurotiomycetes; Eurotiales; Aspergillaceae
Product: Gfo/Idh/MocA family protein
Exons: 2
Coding region: 1-1653 (550 amino acids)
Molecular function (GO): nucleotide binding
Source: RefSeq, a predicted model, not a curated record
AUGAAAGAACCAAUCCCACCUCCCACGGAUACUAUCCCGGGCUCCUUCUACUCCCCACCGAAGCAACUACGCUUCCUCGUCAUAGGCGGCGGCUCUCGCGGGAACGCCUAUGGUCGCGCCGUCACAACUGCAACACCGGGUUCGCCGAGCCCCACGCCUUUAAACGACGCGAGUUCGGACGAAAAUACAUAUGGGGCAUAUCAGGCUCCCCCCAAAGAGGGUCAGGAAUUCGCCGACUGGCGCGAGUGGGUGCAGUGGGAACUCGAGCGACGGAAACGGGCGACUUUAAACAACGGCGAUAACGCAGCAGAUACAAACCUAACUCCUGUGGGCGUGGACGGAGUCUUCAUCUGCACUCUAGACGAAACACACGCCGAGAUUAUACAAGCUCUCGCCCCACUCCAGCUACACAUCCUCUGCGAGAAGCCACUAGCCCUCUCGCUAGACGACUGUCUAACAGUAUACCGAGCCCUUCAACCACCAGAAGGCCCAGGCAACAUCCCCCAAGCCCCAAAGAACAUAUUCUCAAUCGGCCAUGUCCUCCGCUAUAGCCCACAUAACAUCCUUCUCCGCAAACUCCUUCUCACAGACCGUGUAAUCGGCGACAUAGUCUCACUAGAACACUGCGAGCCAAUAGGCUGGUGGCACUUCUCGCACAGCUACGUCCGGGGCAACUGGCGACGUGCAACAGCAGCAGGCGAUGGCUCUCUUCUCACAAAAUCCUGCCACGACAUCGACUUCAUCCUUUGGCUCCUCUGUUCCCCAACCUUAGCCGAAACAGAAUCCAAACAAGCCCAUAAGCCGCACUUCCCGCGCUCGAUCUCGUCUGCCGGCAUGAUGACACAGUUCCGCCAAAAGCGCAAGCCCGUAUCCGCAGGCAAUGCUACAAACUGUCUCUCCUGCCCCGCUGAGCGUGACUGUACCUACAGCGCGGUUAAAAUCUAUAAUGAUCGCCAUCUCGCGACAGGUCACACAGCUUGGCCGAUUGACGUUGUCUGCCCGGAUAUUGAAGACGUGUUCCGCGUGCAAGGUAGUAAAGCCGCCGAAUCGUUGCUCCUCUCCCAUCUUGCCGAGGACUAUGAUCGGGAUACGGUGUCGGACUCGGAUAUCGCUGCGCGGCCUUGGUAUGGGCGGUGCGUCUACGAAGCUGAUAACGAUGUCUGCGACGAUCAGGUUGUGACAUUUGUUUGGGACGAUGAGGAGGCGGCGCCGCAUCGGCUUGCUAAAACGGCGAGUUUCCAUAUGAUUGCGCCUACGGAGAAACAGUGUGAACGUCGAGGCCGAGUUUACGGCACUACUGGCGAGGUUUCGUAUGAUAGUACAACUAUUUCUGUUCAUGAUUUUGCUACGGCGAAGACUACUGUAUUUGAUGUGCCGAGGCCGCUGCCAGAGCAUAAAGAGUCGCAUGGUGGUGGGGACUUUGGGCUUGCAAGGCAGUUUGUUGGUGCGGUUGAGGCGGUUGAGGCGGUUGAGGGUGGAUUGGAUGUUGAGACGGCGCAAGCGAGGUUUGUUGGGUGUUCGCUCGAGGAGGCGGUGCGGAGUCAUGCUGUUGUUUUUGCGGCCGAGGAGGCGAGGAGAGAGGAGAGGGUUGUUAAGUGGGAGAGCUGGUGGGCGGAGAAGUUGAGGGUUUCGGCUGCUGCGUGGAAGGGAUAA